AUGGCAGCUGAAAAUGGAGACUCAAAGCUCUUCGAGCAGUGUUGCUUCUGUAUUGUAUGCUCCAAGGAUCUUUCGAACGAAUCCGCAGAACAGCUAGCCACUCUAAUCGAGCAAAAUGGCGGCGAGCCUCUGAUUGUCCAACCCGGUGCCGAGGUCCCCGAUGUGGCCAAGUUCAGCCAUAUGAUCUCUACAACUAUUGACUUCCAAGCAUACGGUACUGCCUGCGAUGCGUUGAUCCCAGUGGUGAAGCCACAGUGGGUGAAUAACUCAUUGACGAAGCGGAAACUGGCCAACCCCCGCCAAUACAGCCCAGACCCGCGUCUGUUCAUGAACGAUGUGGUGGUUACCUGCGGCGACAUACCCGAAGGAGACAAGGAUGCAAUCAUAGGGGGUGUAGUUGCGAAGGGUGGAUUGUAUUCUCCAAGAAUUUCUCAACAGGUUACACAUUUGGUGGACCUCACGGCCGACUCCGACAAGGCGCGCAUUUUGCAGGCGAAGAGAUUAAACGUGAAGAUUGUACUACCACACUGGUUUGACGACUGCCUUAAACUUGGUCGACGAAUCGACGAACGUCCAUAUACACUUCCAGACCCAGAGAUUUUGCGCGCGGGUCCUGAUACUCCAAUCCGAUGGCAAGAUAAUAAGGACUUGGUCGGUGCGUCGACAACAAAUCCUUCUAAGUUGCCUACGCCUAGUUCGGCGCAUCAAUCAGGCCAACGCAGUGUCUUUGAAAGAAAAUCCAUUAUGUUGUCUCCGGAUCUUGCAAUCGGCUCCCACUUGCAGGAGUCAAUCCAAGCCGUCCUCGAACAAGGCGGUGCCAAAGUGACAUCAAAUAUUGAUGUAGCAGACAUGUUAAUUUGUCGUUACCGGGAAGGAUUUUCAUACCGCACGGCAUCGCGACUGAACAUCGACGUUGGGAAUCUCGCAUGGCUCUACCACCUCAUGACCUUCAACACAUAUACUUCACCCCUCAGACGACUACUACACUACCCGGUCUCUCGCACUGGAAUCCCUGGAUUUGAGGGUUUGAAAAUCAGUUUGUCCAAUUAUGUUGGCGAAGCAAGAAUUUACUUGGAGAAUUUGAUCGCAGCAGCAGGUGCAGAAUGUACCAAAACUUUAAAGCAAGAGAACACCCAUCUGAUCACGGCACACGGAAUGAGUGAGAAAUGCAAUGCCGCGAAGGAAUGGGGCCUCGAAGUUGUCAACCACUUGUGGCUGGAGGACAGUUAUGCAAAAUGGAAGCUCCAGCCGGCAUCAAACCGGCGCUACAGCCACUUCCCUCUGCGAACCAAUCUCGGAGAAGUCGCAGGCCAGACGCCGCUCGACCGCCAUGUUUUGGAGCAGGUAUUUUUCUCGUCCGAGGAGAAUAUUGCUCAUAGCCCACGGCGCGCAAUGCAGAGCAAGAACCAAAAUAUGGUUUCAAUACAGCCUCCCGCUGAGAAGAAAAGGAAGAUUGAUGAGGAUGCCCCGGAAACUUCGCUUGGGACUCCGCAGGGUAAUGGGAAGUCACGCCGACCUAUUCAAACACCCGCACGAACUCGAGUCAUGUCCGAAGGCAAAGAAAAUGAGACACCAUCGUCGACCAGUAGCCGCAAGUCAAAAGAGGCGGCAGCUGCCCGGCUUCAUGAGUAUGUCCCGGACCUUGCGUUGUACGAAAAGGAAAGGAAACGCGUGGGGGGUGUUAUCUACGGUGGCAGGCGAAAGUCAGAUGAAGGCCGGGUUCAGGAGAACAAAAAGCGUGCCUCACCUGAAGCUGAGGAUGAGAGCGAUGGCGAGCAAGCAGUGGAGACUAAACGACAGAAAAAGUCACGGCCACCAAUUGCUAUGCACCUCUUGAUUACUGGAUAUCAGAGAUGGGUUGGUAAGGGAAACGAGAAGAAAGAAGAUGCAGACAAGCGAGGGCUUCGAGAUCUCGGUAUCAUGGUGGUCCAAGAUGCCCGACGAUGCACUCAUUUGGCCGCACCGUCGAUCUUGCGAACUACCAAAUUCGUUAAUGCACUCGCGUAUGCGCCGAUGAUCCUUAGCACAAAGUUCAUUGACAGUUGCCUAAAGGAGGAGAAACUGCUUGACCCUUCCGAUUUCCCUCUAGAGGAUAAAGAAGCCGAGAAGAAGUACAGUUUUGACCUGUCUUCUGUCACAAAAAACGCAAAGAAGAACAAGAAUAAAAUGCUGCAAGGCUAUCGCAUCUACUGCGUCGAGGACAUUCGAGGCGGAUUUGAUGCCUUCAAAUCUAUUGUUGAAACAAACGGAGGAGAGUGCAUGCUUUACCGUGGCCGUCUGGCUAUAAAGAACCAUUCUCGGCGGGAGGAGAGCGACGAGGAAAGCGAAUCGGAAGAUGGAAGCCCUGUCCGCAAGGAUGUCUUCCUCCUCAGCAGUACUGGAGCUAAUCACGCUCGAGUCUGGCCUCGAUUCCGCCAACUGGCGGUCGAUAUCAAGAAAACUCCACGGAUUGUCCGGGUUGACUGGCUCCUGGACAUGGCCAUGUCGCAGCAGACACGUGCUGCCGACGAAUACGAGCUGACCGAUGAGAUGAUCGAGACAAUGGACCAGUAG
Molecule: messenger RNA, 2553 nt
Organism: Penicillium roqueforti
Lineage: Eukaryota; Fungi; Ascomycota; Eurotiomycetes; Eurotiales; Aspergillaceae
Exons: 4
Coding region: 1-2553 (850 amino acids)
Biological process (GO): double-strand break repair; DNA double-strand break attachment to nuclear envelope
Cellular component (GO): Cul8-RING ubiquitin ligase complex; nucleus
Source: RefSeq, a predicted model, not a curated record